This is a messenger RNA of Stegastes partitus (bicolor damselfish), 1312 nucleotides long. It is a transcript of the gene dera, whose product is annotated as deoxyribose-phosphate aldolase (putative). Gene Ontology annotation, molecular function: deoxyribose-phosphate aldolase activity. The record is from RefSeq and is a predicted model, not a curated record. Lineage: Eukaryota; Metazoa; Chordata; Actinopteri; Pomacentridae. The transcript is spliced from 9 exons. Gene Ontology annotation, biological process: carbohydrate catabolic process; deoxyribonucleotide catabolic process. The coding region runs from base 63 to 1019 and encodes 318 amino acids. Gene Ontology annotation, cellular component: cytoplasm.
CGAGUUCAGACGAGGAGCGAGUCGGCUGCUGUCAGUGUGGCUCCGUGUGUUUGUCCUCAAACAUGUCGGCUAGAAACCCAGGGACGGUGCUCGACCUAAACAGGAUCUGCAAAGUGAGAGUGAACCCCCAGUCUGUCCUGAAGAGGGCUCAACAAAUUCAAGGACAGAAGAUCCCCAAGAAACAGUGGCAGGCUGCGUGGCUGCUGAAGGCUGUAACAUGCAUUGACCUGACAACUCUGGCUGGAGAUGACACACCGUCCAAUGUCCAUCGGCUCUCUAUGAAAGCCAUCCAGCCUGUCAGAUACGACUUGCUCAAGAAGAUGGACAUGCACGACAAAGGAAUCACUACUGCAGCAGUGUGUGUGUACCCCUCUCGUGUGGCUGAUGCUGUCAAAUCACUGAAAGCAGCCAACUCCAGCCUUCCUGUUGCCUCAGUGGCCACUGGUUUCCCAGCAGGCCAGACACCACUGGAGGCCCGCCUGCAGGAAGUCCGCAUGGCGGUUGCUGACGGUGCCACAGAGAUCGACAUCGUCAUCAACAGGAUGCUUGCCCUCACAGGACAGUGGGAAGCCAUGUAUGAUGAGAUCCGUCAGUUCCGGGAGGCCUGCGGUGACGCCCAUAUGAAGACCAUCCUGGCUAUUGGAGAGCUCGGCACAUUCACCAACGUCUACAAGGCCAGCAUGGUGGCCAUGAUGGCAGGUUCAGACUUCAUCAAGACGUCUACAGGAAAGGAGGCUGUCAAUGCUACUUACCCUGUUGCCAUAGUGAUGGUGAGAGCCAUCCGUGACUACUUCCUGUACACGGGCUACAAGGUGGGCUUCAAGCCAGCAGGUGGGAUCCGGACAGCUCAGGAGUCUCUGCUGUGGCUCACUCUGAUCAAAGAGGAGCUUGGCAUGGACUGGCUCUGCCCUCACCUGUUCCGUCUGGGUGCCAGUAGCCUGUUGGCGGACAUCGAGAGGCAGAUCUACCAUCAUGUGACUGGACAGUAUGCAGCCUAUCAUGAGAUGCCAAUGGUCUGAAGUUACAGGCAUCCUGUUUUGAGAAUCAGAACCUCAGAUUCACCACAGAAGCCUAAGUCAGUCAAGUCUGUGCUGAUUUGUGCAGGACUCUGACACAUCUGUUCUGUCAACCUUGUCACAGUGUUUAUGGACAUGAUAAAUCAGUAAAUCAUUGUGUUUGUCAGUCAGUGUGAAAGCAGUCAGUGUUCCAGAGGAAUAACUAGUCAUUUUCAGUUAAUAAAAUUGUGAGAUGUUUUGUCCUUAGUUACAUUUUAACUGUGGCUCUUUACAAAAUAAAUACAUGUUGAAUGGCC